Molecule: messenger RNA, 1176 nt
Organism: Ricinus communis (castor bean)
Lineage: Eukaryota; Viridiplantae; Streptophyta; Magnoliopsida; Malpighiales; Euphorbiaceae
Product: transcription initiation factor TFIID subunit 14b
Exons: 6
Coding region: 201-938 (245 amino acids)
Biological process (GO): regulation of DNA-templated transcription
Source: RefSeq, a predicted model, not a curated record
GCAAACCCUAAAUAAGCACUGUAAUUGGGCGCGCGAAAAACCCUAAUUUCAUUGAUUGAACACUCUUAUCUAACAAGAGGCAAUUUUGAUUUUAUUUUGAAUCAUCAUCAUCAUCAUCAUCAUUAUCAAAAAGAAACGGUCAAGAUCAUCAACCUUAAAUAAUAAGUGGACCCACAUCUAAAUCACAGAGAAGUAGCAAAAUGAGCAAACCUGAGGAACCUGAAAAGAAGAUUCUUAACAAGAAGCUCAAAGAUGUUGAGAUUAGUGUUCCAAUAGUAUACGGAAACAUCUCGUUUUGGCUUGGUAAAAAGGCAAAUGAGUAUCAGUCACAUAAAUGGACUGUGUAUGUACGUGGGGCCACAAACGAGGAUCUUGGUGUGGUGAUAAAGCGAGCUGUUUUUCAGCUGCAUUCCAGUUUCAAUAAUCCAACUAGAGUCAUUGAGUCACCACCUUUUGAGCUAUCAGAGGCAGGGUGGGGUGAAUUUGAGAUUGCCAUCACACUAUAUUUCCACCAUGAUGUUUGUGAUAAACCUUUAAACUUAUAUCAUCAUUUGAAAUUGUACCCAGAGGAUGAGUCUGGUCCUAUGUCAAUCAAGAAGCCUGUUGUGGUGGAAUCAUAUGACGAAAUUGUGUUUCCUGAGCCUUCUGAGGGUUUCUUCGCUCGUGUGCAAAGUCAUCCUGCUGUAACCUUACCCAGAUUACCUGCUGGCUUUAGUUUGCCUCCUCCUGUACCAGUUGAGGAUGCAAGUAAGAGGAAGAGAGGUGACACUAAAGAUCAUCCUCUAAGCCAAUGGUUCAUGAAUUUCUCUGAAGCAGAUGAACUGUUACAACUUGCAGCAGCUCGUCAGCAGGUGCAAGCUCAUAUUGCCAAACUCAGACGGCAGAUAAGCUUGAUAGAUGGACAGCAUCAAAUAUUGAAAUCUCCAUCUGACCAGUGACUACAUUACUCCUGCGUUUUUCUUGAGAUUUCUACUUCACAUUGUUUCUAAAGCAGCAUCACAUGAUGGCAUAGGCAUGUAACAAUAAUAUUUAUUUUUUCAAUUGUGGGGAUUUUUGUCCCUUUUUUUUUCCUUUUUCUCUCCCCAGUCAAUGCCUAUAUAUGAAAAUCAUCUGUAUCAAUAAAGAGAAAAGGUGCACAAUUUGAUUAUUUAGCAGUAAAAAUUUAAUUUCACUCAA